Molecule: messenger RNA, 4178 nt
Organism: Mirounga angustirostris (Northern elephant seal)
Lineage: Eukaryota; Metazoa; Chordata; Mammalia; Carnivora; Phocidae
Product: GTPase IMAP family member 1-like
Exons: 3
Coding region: 1453-2352 (299 amino acids)
Cellular component (GO): endoplasmic reticulum
Molecular function (GO): GTP binding
Source: RefSeq, a predicted model, not a curated record
GGGGAGUGGGAGCUGUGAGGACUUGGGGGCCUGUGUGAGCUCACUGAGCGAGCACCUGCCUUCUACUACCUUUGAGGAAGGGGAGCAGGGUCUAGAAAGGGUAACUUCACACUUCACACUUCCAGGCUUGGAAGGAUGCUCUGACUUUCAAACAAAGUAAUUUCAGAAGAAGUGCUAAGCAUCUUCUCCAGCCGUGGCCCGCACACACUCCUAUCUGGGACGAAAUCCUUUCUCCUUCCCUACUCCCUGACUAGUAAGGAAGGUGUUUGCUAGAAGGACUUCAGGAGCAGAGCACACUGGGGAAGCCGGCAGACACUCCCCGAGGGCAGAUGCAGCAAAGCCGAAAGAUAUUUCUGAGGACAAAGAAGGCAGUCUACCCUCAGAUCGUGGUACAAAGCGAAAAUUAUGUCUGUGAGCUGGAUCCUCCUCAAACACUCCACCUCCUCAGCCCUGUGUGCGACAGGGACUAGCAGGAGCCAGCGACCAUGACGAACACCGUCUUCUAACCCUUGCCCUACACGUGCCCUUACACUUCUCUCCCCCAGCCCGAGCCGCCCAGGGCUCCGUGGGCUGUGAGCCCGCUUCAUACCCUCAUCCCCACUGGAAAUGAAGGGCUUGGACGGGGUGAAUGGCUCAGAAACUCAGAGCACCCACCAAAGGCAUUAGAAUCACUCGGGGGUGGGGCGAGACAUACCUUUUUUUGUUUUGUUUUUUUAAGUACAGAUCUGUGAAUCCAAAUGUCAAAGAAAUAGAUAUAUUUUAAAGAAUCCUUAGACAUUGCCAAAAGAUAGCAGGUUCAAAAGCGCUGGACUAGAUAAAGCAUCUACCAUCCCAUUUAAGAUAACGGGAGUCUCCAUGUUUUACAUUCUUCAAUGACUACACACCUCUGUAACCCCGGAUUUCAGCUCUCAAAAACUCUGGAGGAACUCUCCAAAUCCCAAUCCAAACCCUGUCGGAGACUCCAAAGGGCCCAGGAGUUCCGAGAAUAUUCUAGAGCACAAUCUCUCAUCUCCAGCAUGGACAAGGACUCCUGGCUUUAGCUAAAUGCUUGUUCUUUGCACUGAAUCUUCCGGCUGUUUCUUCACUUCCGCUCUGGGGUCAGUUAUGGGAGUUUGCUGAUUUGUAUGCACAAGAUCACUCAUCACCUAAGGCCUGUGGGGUGACCUUUACUGAGGGCUUUGGGGGGGUGGCAGGGGUGUUACUGCAGAAACACAAAACACUUUGGACUGAGUACCAGGCAAACCUGUCACCUGAGUCCUCUGGCCAGAGACAAGUUCUCCAGCAGCCCCGCCCUCUGCUUUUCCUCAUGUGGUGCCCACGGGACAGAACACGGUCACGCACAGUCAGCAGGUGUCGCCAUGAAGAGGUAGACAUGAACUGGAUGGGGAGGCACAGACAGGACUCAGACACGUGCGAGAGAAUCAGUGGUCAGAGGAGCAAGCACACAGGCAAAUGGGAGGACGGAAGAUGGCAAGGGAUGAAGAAAAUGCCUAUGGUCCCGAGGACCCGGACGACGCGCCGCCCGCGCACGAGCCCCAGCUCAGGCUCGUCCUGGCCGGCAAGACCGGCGCGGGCAAGAGCGCCACGGGCAACAGCAUCCUGGGCCACAGGCGCUUCCCGUCCAGGCUCGCGUCCACCCCGGUGACCAGGACCUGCGCCCUGGGGAGCCGCCGCUGGGCCCGCUGGCGCGUCGACGUCACCGACACCCCGGACCUCUUCAGCGCCGACGGCCGCCGCGCCGACCCGGACUGCGCCGAGCGGGGCCGCUGCUACCUGCUGUCGGCGCCCGGGCCGCACGCGCUGCUGCUGGUCACCCAGCUGGGCCGCUUCACCGCCCAGGACGAGCAGGCCGUGCGCGGCGUCCGCCAGCUCUUCGGGGCCGGCGUCCUGGCGCGGGCCGUGCUCGUCUUCACCCGCGGGGAGGACCUGGAGGGGGCCUCGCUGCACGACUACGUGCGCGACACCGACAACCGCGCGCUGCGGGCCCUGGUGGCCGAGUGCGGCGGCCGCGUGUGCGCCCUGAGCAACCGGGCCGCGGGCGCGGCGCGCGACGCGCAGGUGGAGGAGCUGCUGGUGCUGGUGGAGCGGCUGGCGCGCGAGCACGCGGGCGCGCCCUUCACCAACGCCGUGUACGGCCUGGCGGAGGCCCUGCGCCACGCGCCCCCCGACCUCCGGCUCCGGCGGGUGGCGCAGCGGCUGGCGGCCGGCGGCCCGGGGCAGGGGCGGCGCUGGCUGGAGGUGGCGCCGCGCGGGGGUUGGCGGGCGCUCUUGCUGCUCGGCGGCGCGCUGCUCCUCGGCCUGCUUCUCUGGCGCCUCAGACCCAAGGCCUUGCGGGAGGUCAGUCCCGACUGACGGUCCAAGGAGGACUUGGGCCCGUCGACUGAGGGUCACUUCGCCGCUCGUGCGGUGUGCCUUCGGGGCCCACAGGCUCUUCUUUCCUCCUUCCCUGGCGGGGAUCAGCUAGGCAGCGUCCCGCCAGGCCCGGGCUCCUGCAAAACCUUCCCCUGGGACGUGGCCCUCCCUGCGCUCUCCUCUCACUGAAGCCAAACAACCAGAGUUGCUUUUGUCUGUUUUCCCUGACCUCAGGCUGCCUUUCCCUGUCAUUGGAUUGUCUUCCCUGCUGUCUUUGCCCUCAUGUCUCGUGGUCCCCCGAAGCCCGAGGGGGAGAGCCAACACAGAACAGAACCUCAGUCCAUCCUCGUUCAUUUGAGUUCAAUCUGAGUUGAAUAAAUAUUAGAAACAAUCACAUUGUGUGAAAGGAAAUCGGUAUUUCCUUUAGAUGGUAGAUGUUUGUUCUGCCUUAUAUUCCUGUCGAACAGACACUAACUCCUGUCAUUCCUAACCCAGUCUGCAAAGACCAUACACCCCGGUGCAAACACACCCACACACAUUCAGGCAUGUGAUCAGAAGAACAGAAUACAAUGGCAUAAAACUGUCCAUCUACCUGCCAGGCGAUGUCUCCCCGGGCAGGGCCAUUCCCACUCUCCAGCAGCUUGAAGGCAGAUGGGUUCCUUAGGGGCCAUUGAGACCCUGCAGAAAGUCGCCUUCCAAAGAGGAGUGUUUUCCCUGGUUCACACACUCACAGGGGAAGAUUACACUUUCCAACUCAGGGAUAAAUUAAAAAACAUUGGAGAGGUUUGGAAAUUUCUCUUUUAUUUCAUUUUCAAAAAAGGGGGCAGACAGUCGUGGGGGCCAGCUGGUUAAAUGAUGUGAGGUGCAGAGUCAUCUUCUGUCCCAUGUGUCUCUGGGAGGGUCAGCUCCCUGGUCCAGGUCAAAUGAGCCAGGUUAGCCCGUCUCGUCCGUCCUGACUGUGCCUCCCUGUCUCUCCAGCACCCCUACCCUCACGCACAAACCCAAGCUCCUCUCUGAUACUGCUGUGUAUUUCCAAAUCUGCCCCCUCCCGUGCCCCCUGCCAGGUUGGCCUCACAGCCAGCCAUUCUCAGCUGACUGAUGACCUCAGCUUACUAAUGAGAUGCUUACAAAGGGACAAUCCCGCCGCAACAGCUGAGCACAAAUUGCAGAGAGAGGCCCACAGUCCUGCAUGGAAGCCAUGCAGACACUAACAGGAACGCCCAAGCCCAGUGCCGAGAUUUGAAAUUCCCUCAGCUGCAAAGGUCAGUUUGGUUUAAGGCGUUGUGUGCAGAUCCCAGCAGGAGCCCUGAUAGGGAAUCUUGAUUUUGGUCUUGUUCACUUUUCAGUAGACUCUUGUGAUGAACAAACAGAAACAAAUAAAACAAAACAAAACAUUGGCAUUGGCAUUGCCUCUCUGCUGAGAAAAAGGAAAAGGGUCACCGGCAAAAAUAAAUACAAAAAAUAAAAAUGAAAAAAAGAAUAGCAAGGUGUCCAGUGUGAACAAUGGAAAGUUUUAACCCAUGACCCAAAUAGAAAAAGUCAGAUUCUUCUCUUCUUAGUUGGGGAGGUUGGGAUCCCAGGGAGCUCCCAAGAGGCAGUGAUUGAGCUGAUGGAAAUGUGGGAAGGAGCACUCUGCGGGUCCCACUAAGGCUGCAAUCCAGGACACACUGGGAAGAGAGUGUGUUUGUGGGCAGUGUGUUACAAGCUGGGAUAUAUGCGAAAGGAUAAAGGAUGCCAUGAAGAAUAUCUGAAACAUAUUAAUGGGUAAAAACAACAUAUCAUGUUAGGAUAACUGGACAUCCACAGGCACAAUGUGAAUUUGGAUC